AUGGCGAGCGCGGGGGCCUCUCGAGCGCACUCUGCGUGCUCCUGCCCCCAGGCCGGGCGCCUCCACCUGCCCAGAGCCCUCUCAUGGCAGCGCCCCGAGAAGCCCCCCCCUCGCUGCCUCCAGUCGAAGGCAUUGAACCCAUCAGCGACGCUCAGCAGCGACACGGCUCGCGAUGGCAGGCGCCAUGGCCGCUGCGGCAGCGCCCUGCAGGAGGGAAGCGUGGCGGAGGCGGCGGAGGAUGGGCCAGGGGCCCCGCCGGCCGUGUCGACGUCCAGCGAGUGGGAAGUGGACUUCUGCUCGCGGCCGCUGCUGGACGAGCGGGGCAAGAAGGUGUGGGAGCUGCUGGUGUGCAGCGCCGACCGCAGCUUCCAGCACUCGGAGUACUUUCCCAACAACAAGAUCAACAGCGGGGAGCUGCGGAAGGCCUUUGAGCGGAUUCUGUCGAGGGAGGGCUCCGUCGUGCCGCUGAAGGCCAGGUACUUCCGCGGCCAAAUGAAGACGAUCAUCUCGAGGGCAUUGGGAGACAUGGGGAUUGAUGCGGUGCCCAGUCGGCGAUGCUUUGCUGUCAUGGGCUGGCUCCAAGAGAGACAGGAAACAGUGUACAAGAAUGACCCGCGAUACAGUGAAAAAGCUCAGACCCUAUUCACCUUCGACUUGGCAGCCCCUGAGGCACUUCCAGAUGCUUACCAUGCUGAGGCAUGGAACUUUGUGCAGCUGCCCCUUGGCACUUUGCUUGGGGAAAUGAAGGAGGUUGAAGAGAAGAAUUACUUUGGUGCCACACUGUCGUUGAAUGAUGUUGGUCUUGCUGGGCUUCCUAAGGAAACCAUGAUACCAGGCGUCUCUUUGUAUAGCCAACGAGCUGAGCCGCUUGCAGCAUGGAUGAAUGGCUUGGAGAUCGCCACAGUGUGUGCAGACACCGACCGAGCUUGCCUGAUUCUGGACACUGGCGUGAACGAACGGUACGUAUAUGCAGCAUACGCCCGGUCAGAAGGCACCACUGCUGAGGCACUUGCCUGGGAGCAAGCCAAAGAGGAGGCAAGGGGCCUUCACUUCUUGGCUGUCCAGUCUGAUCCUGAUGCCGAAGUUUGCUCUGGACUGUGGCUGCUGCUACAACGUGACAUGCCAAAUUAG
Ostreobium quekettii is the source of this 1131-nucleotide messenger RNA. NCBI's taxonomy places the organism in Eukaryota, Viridiplantae, Chlorophyta, Ulvophyceae, Bryopsidales, Ostreobiaceae. The record is from the annotation of a GenBank genome assembly.